GACACCUGACUGGAAAACAUGAGCGACACUUCUCCAUAUCAGGAUGUCCACUGUAUCAUAAUCUUUCAGCAGAUGAGUGCAAGGUGCGAGCACAAAGCCGGGAUAAACAAAUUGAGGAGAGGAUGUUGGCCCAUCGGCAGGAUGACAACAACAGACAUGCCACCAGACACCAGGCACCAACAGAGAGACAGCUGCGGUACAAGGAGAAAGUAGCUGAGCUCAGGAAGAAAAGGAACUCAGGACUAAGCAAGGAGCAAAAAGAAAAAUACAUGGAGCACAGACAAACUUAUGGCAAUACUAGAGAACCUCUGCUUGAAAACCUGACCAGUGAGUAUGACCUUGAGCUUUUCCGAAGAGCACAAGCACGAGCUUCUGAGGACUUGGAAAAAUUGCGACUCCAGGGCCAGAUCACAGAAGGCAGCAAUAUGAUUAAAACAAUUGCCUUUGGCCGUUACGAGCUGGAUACCUGGUAUCAUUCUCCCUACCCAGAGGAGUAUGCUCGGCUGGGACGUCUCUACAUGUGCGAAUUCUGUCUCAAAUAUAUGAAGAGCCAGACAAUACUGCGUAGACACAUGGCAAAAUGUGUGUGGAAACACCCACCAGGUGAUGAAAUCUACCGCAAAGGCUCCAUUUCAGUGUUUGAAGUCGAUGGCAAAAAGAAUAAGAUCUACUGUCAAAACCUCUGUCUGCUGGCAAAACUUUUCUUGGACCAUAAAACUCUGUAUUAUGACGUUGAACCCUUCCUCUUUUAUGUCAUGACAGAAGCUGACAACACUGGAUGUCACCUGAUAGGGUAUUUCUCCAAG
Molecule: messenger RNA, 806 nt
Organism: Tinamus guttatus (white-throated tinamou)
Lineage: Eukaryota; Metazoa; Chordata; Aves; Tinamiformes; Tinamidae
Source: RefSeq, a predicted model, not a curated record